Molecule: messenger RNA, 8040 nt
Organism: Myripristis murdjan (pinecone soldierfish)
Lineage: Eukaryota; Metazoa; Chordata; Actinopteri; Holocentriformes; Holocentridae
Gene: baz1b
Product: bromodomain adjacent to zinc finger domain, 1B
Exons: 21
Coding region: 687-5498 (1603 amino acids)
Biological process (GO): chromatin remodeling; DNA damage response
Cellular component (GO): WICH complex
Molecular function (GO): histone H2AXY142 kinase activity; histone binding
Source: RefSeq, a predicted model, not a curated record
ACGCCGCUUGCUGCCGGGGAAACGGACUUCUGAGGUUGUACUGAAUUAUGCCGGUGUACUAGAAACUCCCGCCAUUUCGAUAAGGAAUUAACCUCUUGAUUGAUCCACUUUACUUUUUUCACAGGAAUUUUUUUCAGGGCACUUAUUCUGAUAACACGAAGUUCCAACUACGCGACAUGCCACGAAGACAAUUCAUUUCGAUGUGAACAGGCCCGAGUUUGCAAAGAGCCGGAGGUGGAGAGCGCGCCAGACCUCCUGCUGAACCGAGCUAUUGCCGCGAGUUUGAUUUCGGCUGGCAUCCCUUCAUCCACAGCCAGAGGAGACAAAAGUUUGCCAACUAAGAGGGGGGACAACUUCAGACAUUCCCCUCGUAUCAAAACCUCGUGUAAAACCUACAUGACACUGCUCCAGGAGGGUAGGAGAAGGAUGCGAUGAGGCUGGUGACGAGAAGUGCGGUGUUAUUGUUUUGCAGUGAAGUAGACAACCAGCCUGCUAUUAGCUAGCUAGCCGCUACACGUUGAGUGCCGUGCCCGGCCUACCGGCGGUAACGUGGAACGUGCUAACGUUAGGUGCUGACAUUUCGGGACCUUCGGAUACAUGCUAAGGUCACAUUAUUGUAUUUUGUAUAACUAGUUAAUAGCUGGAAGUAAUUUUACACUAGGCAUCAGUGCCGUCUUGCAUUUGCGAUGGCACCGCUUUUGGGCCGGAAACCUUAUCCGCUGGCUAAGCCGCUAGCCGAGCCACCAGGCCCGGGAGAGGAGGUCUACAUCAUCGAACACACCAAGGAGGCCUUCAGGAACAAAGAAGAGUAUGAGGCGCGCCUGCAGAGGUACAGUGAGCGCAUCUGGACAUGCAAGAGCACUGGAAGCAACCAGCUCACACACAAAGAAGCAUGGGAAGAGGAGCAAGAAGUCACUGAACUGCUCCAGGAGGAGUAUCCCCAGUGGUUUGAGAAACCGGUGCUGGAGAUGGUGCAUCACAACACAGUAUCCUUGGACAAAUUAGUUGAAAUGGCCUGGGUGGAGAUCCUCACCAAGUAUGCUGUGGGAGAAGAGUGUGACUUCCUGGUGGGGAAGGAUAAAAGUUUGCGAGUGAGGGUAGUGAAGAUCCAUCCACUAGAGAACCCGGAGGGCGAAGCAGGCGAGAAGAAGCUGGAGGGAGCCUGCGACUCUCCGUCCAGUGACAAGGAGAACGCCAGCCAGGAGAACCAGAGGAAGGAGCCUCCUCUUAGAGAGGAAGACAACAGGAGGGACAGUCUCAGUGACCGAGCACGGCGUUCACCAAGGAAACUUUCCACUGUUAUGAAAGAGGAGAAGAAGAAAUGGGUGAUGCCGAAAUUCCUUCCUCAUAAGUAUGACGUGAAGCUGGUCAAUGAGGAUAAGGUGAUCAGUGACGUCCCAGCAGACAGCCUCUUCAGAACUGAGCGCCCUCCAACCAAGGAGAUCAUGCGUUACUUCAUCAGGCAUUAUGCGCUGAGGCUGGGCAUGGGAGAGAGCGCCCCCUGGGUGGUCGAGGAUGAACUGGUGAAGAAGUUUAACCUGCCCAGCAAAUUCAGUGACUUCCUGCUUGAUCCCCACAAGUUUUUAGCCGAGAAUCCCUCUGCCAAGCGCAAGAGCUUAUCGUCUCCUGAGGGUAAACCGAGCAAGAAGCUCAAGACUUCUGACACCCCAGGGGAAGAAUCAGGAGGUGAGAAGGGGGAGAAGAAGAAGAAAAAGAAGAAAGACGGUGUAGCCAUGCCCCUGAGUCCCACUAUCUGGGGCCACAUGCAGAAAAUGAAAAUGAAUGGUUCUCCACUCAAGGUUAAAAAUUCAGGAACCCCCAAGAAAGCAGAAGGCAAAAGCUCAGCUCCCUCCACCCCAAAAUCAGGCAAAAAGUCAGGGGACAAGAAGGAAAGCAAGAAAACUGGAAAGAGUGACAAGAAGCUCAACUGCCUCAAAGCUUCUAAAAAGGAUAGUAAAACUGGUCCUAAGACACCGAAGAUGAAGCAGAUGACUCUGUUGCAUUUGGCUAAGAGCACUCCUGCUGGGAGCCCUAAGAAGAGAGCCCGUAGCACAGGUGCUGGUACACCCAAGCUGGGCAAGCCUUUACACCCCAUGGCUCUCCACCUCCUCCGUUACUAUAAGGAGAACAAGGGCAAAGAGGACAAAAAGAAUGCCCUGUCCUCCCUCAUCUCCAAGGCUGCCAAGACCUUGUCCCCAGAGGACUGGGGUCGGCUGCCCGAGGAGCUCAAGGAGCUGGUGCAGAAACGCUGGGAGCUGCUGGAGCAAAAGAAACGCUGGGCAGCCAUGAGUGAAGAGGAGAGGCAGGAAGAGAUGAAGAAGAAACGUGAGGAGCUCAAAGAGAAGCUACGAGAGAAGGCCAAGGAGAGACGUGAGAAGGAGAUGCUAGUUCGCCGUGAGCAGUCCCGCCGCUACGAGGACCAAGAGAUUGAGGGUGGCAAGCCCCUGCCAACAUUCAGACUGGUAGACAUGCCCGAGGGGCUGCCCAACACCCUGUUUGGUGAUGUGGCCAUGGUGGUGGACUUCCUCAACUGCUACUCAGGGCUGCUGAUGCCAGACGACCAGUACCCCAUCACAGCAGUGGCGCUGAUGGAGGCGCUAGCUGGUGACAAGAGCGGCUUCCUCUACCUGAACCGUGUGCUGGUGGUGCUGCUCCAGACGCUCCUGCAGGACGAGCUGGCAGAGGGAUACAGUGAGCUUGACAUGCCCUUAUCAGAGAUCCCGCUGACCAUGCACUCAGUGUCAGAGCUGGUGCGGCUGUGCCUACGGCCAUCUGACACCCAUGGUGAAGACAGCGGCCAGGACUCGGAGGACUGGGCCCUGGGAGGGUUUGAUGACGUGGUGACCAGUGAGUUCCUGGACAGGCUGGAGACAGCUGAGAUUUUUGAGCUCAGUCCUCAGGAGAAGGUCAGUCUGCUCGUGGCACUUUGUCAUCGCAUCCUCAUGACCUACUCGGUUGAAGAUCAUGUUGACACCAUGCAACAGCGGUCGGCUGAGCUGUGGAAGGAGCGGCUAGCAACGCUCAAGGAGGUCAACGACCGCAAGAAGGCAGAGAGGAAGAAGCGCAAGGAGAUGGAGGGCAAAGUCAAAGAAGAGGGAGGCACACCCAAAGGAGAGAAAACAGAGAAGAAGAAAGAUGGAAGCGCCAAGAAGGAGAGCAAGAAGGAGGUGAAGGUGGAGCCGGAGCCAGAGGACAUGAUCAGCUCAGUGAAGAGCAGGCGGCUGAUGGCCAUCCAGGCCAAGAAGGAGAAAGAGGAGCAGGACAGGCAGAACAAAGAGCGCAUGGAGAAGGAGGCAGAAGAGGAGCGUAUGCGUAGGCAGAGGGCUGCUGCGGAGAGAGCUUUCCAGGAUGGUAUAACUAAAGCCAAACUCGUCCUGCGCAGGGCUCCUCUGGGCACAGAUAGAAAUCAUAAUAGGUACUGGCUGUUCUCUGAUGUGGUUCCUGGUCUGUACAUUGAGAAAGGCUGGGUGCAUGAAAGCAUCGACUACAACUACACACCUCCACCUGAAGAGAAACCAGCAGAACCAGCAGAAACAGCAGAACCAGCAGAACCAGCAGAGGCUGAGGAGAAACCAGUAGAGGCUGAGGUGGAAGAGGAGGAGGAAGAUGGUGCCGUGAGUGAGGCAGUCCAGCAGGGGGCAGCAGCAGACGUCUGCAUAGAGACAACCAUUCCUAAGCAGGGACAAAACCUCUGGUUCAUAUGCGACACCCAAGUUGAAUUAGAGGAGCUGAUGGAGAGCCUCCAUCCUCAGGGAGUCAGAGAGAGUGAACUGAGGUCAAAGAUACAAAGCAGGUACCAGGAAUUAGUCCACUCCAUCCAUUUGUCCCGCAAGGCCAAGUUGGGCCUCAGAACGUGUGAUGGCCACCAGGAGCUGCUCAAAUACCUGCGCAGUGACAUCCAGGAAGUAGCCUCCCGACUUCAGAAAGGAGGCCUUGGAUACCUGGAUGAAAACACUGACAUUGAAGAUCAGGUGGUUAACAUGGAGAGCUUGAAAGAUUUUGGGGAGUGCAUCAUCACCAUUCAGGCCUGCGUAAUCAAGAAGUUCCUGCAGGGAUUCAUGGCACCUAAGCAGAAGAAGAAAAAGAAGUAUGGAGGGGAAGAAAACCCCAAGGCUGAGGAGGUGGAUGAGGAGAAGAAGCUGGCAGAAGAGGCCAGGGUGGCAACAGCGGUAGAAAAAUGGAAGACUGCUAUCAGAGAGGCCCAGACCUUUUCCCGCAUGCAUGUGCUGCUUGGCAUGUUGGAUGCCUGCAUCAAGUGGGAUAUGUCUGCUGAGAACGCUCGCUGCAAAGUCUGCCGCAGGAAAGGUGACGAUGAGAAGCUUAUCCUAUGUGAUGAGUGCAACAAGGCCUUCCACCUGUUCUGCCUGCGCCCGGCGCUCUACCGCAUCCCUGCCGGGGAGUGGCUGUGCCCGGCCUGCCAGCCUGCUGUAGCCAGACGCUGCUCCCGUGCACGGAACUACAACGAAGACACUGAUGAAGAAGAGGAAGAGGAGGAGUCUGAAGAGGAGGACUCGGAUGAGGAAGAUGAAGACGAUGAGGAGGAGAAUGACUAUAAGGCCAUGGGGCACAGCUUGAGACCAAGGAAGAAGAACAAGCAGUCUUCAUCGCGCCCCAAGAGCUCAAAGAGCAAAUCCAAGAAGCAGUCUCCUUCUAGUGGUCGGAGUAGCAAGCAGAGGACCGGCCCGAGCAGCCCUGCAGACAUCGAUGAACUGGUGCGGCAGAGCUCUCGAUCAGGAAUGCGCAGACAGGCGCUGGAGCUGGAGAGGUGUGAGGAGAUCCUGCAGAAACUGAUUAAAUUCCGCUACAGCUGGCCUUUCAGAGAGCCUGUGUCCUCAGAGGAGGCAGAGGACUACCUUGAUGUCAUCGCCAACCCCAUGGAUUUCCAGACGAUGCAAGGCAAGUUCAGCCAGGGCUCAUACCGCCACGCCCAGGACUUCCUGGAGGACAUGAAGCUGGUCUUCUCUAACGCCGAGGAGUACAACCAGGAGGGCAGCCCCGUGCUCGCCUGCAUGACCAAGACGGAGCAGAGCCUCACCGAGCUGCUGCACAAGCUGCUGCCUGGCCUCAGCUACCUCCGCCGGCGCUCACGCAAACGUGCCACCCGGGCACAUGCAACCUCUGAGGAAGAAGAGGAGGAGGAGGAAGAGGAAGAAGAAGAGGAGCAGGAGGAGGAAGAAGAGCAGCCGAAGGGGAAGAAGAUGCAAAAUGGCAAGUCAAUCAGGUCGAGGAGAGAUGCGGCGGAGCAGGAGAGGAAAUCCAGACAUGGCAGGGGACAGAGGGAGGAGGAGAGCGAGAGUGAGGAAGAGGAGGAUGCUGGCAGGAGGAGGAGUAAGCGGGCCUCCGCCACUUCCAGGAUGGAUUACAGGGAGCAGGACAGCGAUGGCGAGCGGGACACGCGGAGAACUCGGCAGCGGGGGGGCCGGGGGGAUGCUGGGGGGGCGAGUAGUGACGAGGACCGGUCCAGCCAGCGACAUUCCAAGAGGCAGAAACGCUCAUGAAGUCCAGGGUGCUUUUUCUUGUUUUGUUGUCUCCCCUUUCUCUUCAUCUCUGUCCCGCUCUUCUUAAAAUGAUCAAGAACCCCCCUCACACACACAUCCUCCUCCCACAACCAGACAAAUGGGACUUAAUGCUCAGAUGGAGUCUUUUUUGUGUUUUGGAAUUUAUGUUCAUAUUUUGGAAAAACAAACAAAUGAGAAAAGAAAACUGAUUUAUAUUUGUAACAUGUUUUCAUAUUGGUGAAGUGUUUUUUUUUUUUUUUUUUUUUUUUUGUUUUGUUUUUUCCAACUAAGAAAAAUGAGACAUUUGAAAUAAUUGAGAUGUCCUGAGAGCUCUUAAGAGACUUUAAUUUGAAUUUCAAUCCAAAGUUGACAACCUCACACCAUGUUAGUCUUUACAAAAUGUAAUUUUGAAUUAAUGUGCCAGAAGUUUUGAGCUGGUAAAUAGUAAUCCAGGAGGAAGCUAAAAACUGUUGUCAUGUGAACUGUUCCGCUUUCUUUCUGCUCUGCGUGACCCUGAAACACCGGCCUGUGGUGUUAUCAGAGGUCUGUCGAUCUUCCCUCAGGCCAUACACACACACACACACACACACAGUCCAGCCAUCACUUGACCUGGGUGUUGCAAAAUAGAGAAUUCUAGCCGUAAAACCUCUGUCCCACCCAAAUCUGUUAUGAUCCAUAGUAUUAUCAGUGACUAGAAGUACUUUUUGUGUUAAAGUGUUGAUGUUCUUGUUGCCUGGUUUUAGAAAAAGAUCUGACAGGCUGACAGGAUUCUGCUUCCUGUUUCCUGUCCCCUGCAGAUCGUUCUCAUCACUUAAGCAUCUUAUCACUCAGAUUGUCUCUGCUCUAUUUAAAGCCUGUGGACAAACAUGAUGAAAUCAUAUUUGUAUCCUGGCUUGAGGCUACUCUCUCUCCUUUUUUUUCCAGCCCAGGUUAAGACAGAUUUAUUGCGAGGCAAAAAUUGAAUAUGGGGGCCAGGGAUAAUUCAACUACACUCAUCGCAUUGGUGCUGAAAAUUUGGGUUUCGUCCCAGAUUUUGGUGCCAAGAUGAAUUUGAGAGCGGGGAGCCUGUUCUUGAAAUCUCAUAGAGCUAACCAGCCUUUUGCCCUGCAAAAGGAAGGAUUGGUACCUCCAUACUGUCAGUUUGCACUCCACAUACAAGAAGUGCACCACUUAGGCCAACUGUGGCAGAACCAUGCUUUACUCUGUUGAAUUAUGUUUAUAAACAUUUGUAUCCAGUGUUUAAUACAACAAAUGUGAUGUUUGUUCAGAAAAUGGGCAUUUUGAACUUUUUGCACAUUUUAUUUGGUAUUCUAUGUGACACUUGUUAGUCUAUCUUAAAUGCAUCCUGUAGAUUAGCGAGGUUCAACCCAGGCUCUCCUAGUCUGUGCAUCAAUCACAUGUUGAAGUCCUUUUGCAUUUUAUUUGGCACCACUCCCAUUUUGCAUCAGAUAUUUUGUGUCUCCCAGUUAAGAGACACAAAAGAAGUCAGCUGGUGUCAUUCCCAGCACAUGUGCUGUCAGAGUCACCAGGUGGUGCUGUAUUCCUGCACUCAACACCUUUUCCAGGGUCCCAAAAGUAGUCCAGUGGCCCCGUCUCAGACAUCGCUGUGCAAGCAGGACUGUCGUAAACCUAACACCCAGCACCCUGCUGCUUUGUGGGUGCACCCACCUCUGGCAGCCAAGAAGUGGGGCGCCUUGCAGAGCUGUUCCAUGUUGGCUCAGAGUUCGCCAGGUCCUGUAGCCACUUUGCUGAGUAACCAGUAAGCUUUUCAAUUUCUAAAAAUAAAUUUGACAGUAACUGUAGCAAGUAUGUUUCAGAAUGAGAUAGGCACAGUGCCCACCAAGCAAAUACCUGUUGACACACUUGUGAAUGUCCAGAGAAUUUUUUUUUUCUUAAAGCGGCAGUGGUGGCCCCUCAGCAGUGUAUAUAUCGAUAAGGCAGUGGUUUACAAAUAUUGGUUUACCCUGUUCUGUUGUACUGUGCUGUGCUGUUUUCCUAAGUGUUUCUAGUGCUGGUAUCAUCAAGCCUUUUCUGAUUUUAGUUGGAUUUCAUUUGGCCACUUUUGUUUUUUUUUUUUUUUUUUUUCCUUCAGUGCAUCAGGAUGCUUUUUGUUUUUGUUCACCUCUGUACAUGACAUAAUUAAAAAUUCAUCAUUGGCUGUUAAUCAUUAUAAGUCUUUUCAAAAAAACAUGCAAAAGUGACUGCCCUCCUCAAGUUGAGACCUGUCUGUAAAUGCUUUCUUUAUUUCUGGAGGAACUACAAAAGUCUUUUACACUUUCAUUUUUUAUAUAUAUAUUUAUAGUCUCUAAAACUGGGUUUGGGGAGGUUCGGGGCAGGGGGGGAUUCACAUGUAAAGAAUUUCCAAUAAAGGCUAUGGACGAAGAGCGUAGUCCUUGUUUCUUUGUGUUGAGGUGUUAAACAUCUCCAGGCCAGACAUCACUGCCAGCUGUAAACUUUGAUUGAUAAUGGGGAGGAGGAUGGGGUGGCCAUGACCGCAGACCAAUGUCUUCUUUACUUUUUAAUAAAAUAUCCUGCAAUUGUC